UUUUAAUAGAUUUUCUCGCUAUUCACAUCCCCUUCCCUCUCUUCAUUUUUAAUUUUUACUUCAUAACGGGCCCUUUCCCUCUCUCCUCAUUUACAUUUACAUGUGCCCCCAUCCUCCUCCCCUUAAAAAAAUUUUUUUUUGAGGGUUUUGGGCAGCGAAUCAAUUCAGGCGCUUUUCUCGCCGCUCGUUUCCCACCACCCUUUAAAUAAUUUUUUGUUGCGUUCAGCUGCGGGUCUAGGCCCUUAUUUGAGGUCCUCGCCCAUCCUCACCCAUCUAUCUCUCCCUCCUCAUUUUUAAUUUUAUCUCUCUAUCAACUCUUUUAUUUACUCUUUUCUGCCCAAAUAUGACGACUCACUCAAUUUAUUAAUCGGGCACCUAUAUUGCAAAGCUAUCGCUUAUGAAACAUUGCUCCCACCAUUUAUCCUUCAUCCUCUCUCCUGCCUUUAACAUUCCAACUUGCCAACUUGGCCAUUUUUUAGAGAUUCCGCUUUGUUGCUAAUUAAAUUACCCAAAUUAAUUAUCGGUAAUUUAUUAAAUAAAAUUUGAAACUUUUUGAGAAUUAAACAAGGUAUUGUUGUGUUUUUAAUUUUAGAUUUCCCCUCAAUCUCGCACCUUCACUCACCUAAGGAAUGUUUUUGUUAAUCUUAAAUUUUUUUGAUUUUUUUAAAAGCAAUUAAAGAGAAUGGAAGCUCCCCCAGUUUUUAUGAAAGAUUUUCAAGAUGCCCACCAAUUUUAUUGUCCAACAGAUGCUCAUUUAUCAGACAUUUCCGCAACAACAAUGAUUCCGUUUAUGGCGGCAGGUUUUGAACAACACCAACAACAACCAUCAUUACAAUUAAAUCAAGAUAAUCAACAAAUUAAUAUUAAUUCUUCCCAACUUUUUACAAAUUAUUCAGAUAUUUAUUCUCUUUGUACAACAAUGAAUCAAGAAGCUAAAGAAAAUGAAAAUUCAUCAUCUUUGAAGGGUCGAGAAAUUAAAGCUGAAUACAACAACAACAACAAUAUUAACAACAAUACAACAACUUCACUUUCUGAAUUAAUGAUGAAAGAGGUUGAUCAACAACAAAAACAGCAACAACAACAAUUAUUACAAGAACAAAUUGAAUUUAAUAAUAGUAUAGAUGGGGGCCAGUCACAAGUUUUUAACAGCUAUAACAACAUUAAUAGUAACAACAGCAGCAUUCAAAAGCCAAUGGAAGCGAAGAAUGGAGGUGAAUGCACUGCUAAUGGUACCUCAGAACAAUUGUUAAUUAUUGCGGGAAAGGAACGGCAAUCUGACAAUGCUCAAUGCGACAAGGAAGGAAUAAACGGAAGCAGCAAUACUGUUACAAACAACAUUAACAACAACAGCAAUAGUUCAACAAACAAGUCAUUUCCUCAAUCAUUAACUGAAAAUCCAAAGCAGCAGCAACAACAAAAUCAACAGCAACAACAACAAUUUCUACCUCCACCAAUUUCUGUUAUAGUUACCCAUCAACAGCAACAACAACAAAGAACUAAUAACGAAAAUAAUAAAAAUAAACAAAUGGAUGAUGAUUGUUGGAAUAUUGGAGGAGUUAAUUCUGAAAUUGGGGGGAAUGUAUCCUCAAUGCUUAUUCGAGAUGAAUUUAUUUUUCAACCUUCACAUUGUGCUGUUUCACCUCCUCCGCCUACAACAACAAGUGUUAUUGGAGGAGGAGCAGGAAGGAAUGAUGGGGGUGUUAAUGGUGUUGGUGGGAGUGCUACCGACUUUCUUUAUGAUUUGUCAGCUCCUUUACUGGAAGGUAUUAAAUGGGGAAACGGAGGGGAGAAAGACAGGCUAAAGUAUCGUGAGCCCAACGUACCGCCAAGCUAUAACUUCGUUUAA
Messenger RNA from Meloidogyne enterolobii, 1846 nucleotides. NCBI's taxonomy places the organism in Eukaryota, Metazoa, Nematoda, Chromadorea, Rhabditida, Meloidogynidae. The record is from the annotation of a GenBank genome assembly.